AUGGCGUCGCUGCUGGGAGCUUACCCGUGGCCCGAGGGGCUCGAGUGCCCGGCCCUGGAAGCCGAGCUGUCGGACGGGCUGUCGCCGCCGGCCGCCCCCCGCCCGCCAGGGGACAAGGGCACGGAGAGCCGUAUCCGGCGGCCCAUGAACGCCUUCAUGGUGUGGGCCAAGGACGAGAGGAAACGUCUGGCGGUGCAGAACCCGGACCUGCACAACGCGGAGCUCAGCAAGAUGCUGGGAAAGUCGUGGAAGGCGCUGACACUGUCCCAGAAGAGGCCCUACGUGGACGAGGCGGAGCGGCUGCGCCUGCAGCACAUGCAGGACUAUCCCAACUACAAGUACCGGCCGCGCAGGAAGAAGCAGGCCAAGCGCCUGUGCAAGCGCGUGGACCCCGGCUUCCUGCUCAGCUCGCUCUCCCGCGACCAGAACGCCCUGCCCGAGAAGCGGGGCGGCGGCCGGGGGGCGCCGGGGGAGAAGGAGGACAGGGGUGAGUACUCCCCGGGCUCCGCGCUGCCCGGCCUGCGGGGCUGCUUCCACGAGGGCCCGGCCGGCGGCGGCGGCGGCGGCGGCACCCCGGGCAGCGUGGACGCCUAUCCCUACGGGCUGCCCACCCCGCCGGAGAUGUCGCCCCUGGACGUGCUGGAGCCGGAGCAGAGCUUCUUCUCCUCCCCCUGCCAGGAGGAGCAUGCGCAUUCCCGCCGCAUCCCCCAUCUGCCCGGGCCCCCCUACUCUCCGGAGUACGCCCCCAGCCCUCUCCACUGCGGCCAUCCCCUGGGCUCCCUGGCCCUCGGCCAGUCCUCGGGCGUCUCUAUGAUGUCCACCGUGCCCGGCUGCCCCCCAUCUCCUGCCUAUUACUCCCCAGCCGCCUACCCUCCUCUCCACUCCAACCUCCACGCCCACCUGGGCCAGCUCUCCCCGCCUCCCGAGCACCCCGGCUUCGACGCCCUGGAUCAGCUGAGCCAGGUGGAACUCCUGGGGGACAUGGAUCGCAAUGAGUUCGACCAGUACUUGAACACUCCCGGCCACCCAGACUCUGCCGCCGGGGCCGGGGCCCUCAGCGGGCAGGGCCCGGUCUCGCAGGUGACACCGACGGGCCCCACGGAGACCAGCCUCAUCUCCGUGCUGGCUGAUGCCACGGCCACGUAUUACAACAGCUACAGCGUGUCAUAG
Molecule: messenger RNA, 1170 nt
Organism: Mesoplodon densirostris (Blainville's beaked whale)
Lineage: Eukaryota; Metazoa; Chordata; Mammalia; Artiodactyla; Ziphiidae
Gene: SOX7
Product: SRY-box transcription factor 7
Exons: 2
Coding region: 1-1170 (389 amino acids)
Biological process (GO): anatomical structure morphogenesis; regulation of DNA-templated transcription; cell differentiation
Molecular function (GO): DNA-binding transcription factor activity, RNA polymerase II-specific; RNA polymerase II cis-regulatory region sequence-specific DNA binding
Source: RefSeq, a predicted model, not a curated record